GUUUCAGGCUUUCAGCUUUAGUUUAGAAUUUUAACGUGACUGAUGAGUGGGUGGGGGAGAGUAGAGUAGAUAUAGAGAGAGAAUUGAGAGGAUCUUCUGUUUUACCUCUCUCUAUUUUAUGAUCUGAUAUGUGGUGUUUACAGCGGUUUGGCUACUUGCUUCGUGUAAAAAAAAUUGAUUCUUGAGUUGAAGUUCUUAAAUAUGGCGAUUUUGUAUCCGAUCUGUAUUUUGAUUGCUGUGGUUAUUGAGGGUCGUCUUUAGUAUUUCUUUCAAGUUUUUGUUUUGUGGUUGGAUACCUUUUUCUUUUCUUGUUUGGUUUCUUUUUAGUUUUUUCCUUUUCAGUUCUACUCAGUAAUCAUCAUCUUUUGAUGUUUGGAUGAUAAUGAUGAUAAAAUGAGCUUUGAAUGGUCUUUCUUUCUCUUAUCCAUUUACAUUUUCAGCUCACUUCUUAGCCUUUCAGCUUUAUUUUUUUCCCUCCUCAUUUCUCUCAGAUAUAUUCAGUAAAUCGACUUCAUAUUUCGCAAAAUUACAAUAAAAUCUUCAGAUCCGUUUAGCUUAAUCCAUCUGUGAAGAAGAAAAAAAAAAAGAAAAACCCUCUUUCGUUCCUCCUUCCAAAUCCCAAAAUUUUCCGAUUUCAUUUUUUUGUUUUCACUCUAGGGUAAAUACAGCAUGUAUAUACAAGUAGUGCCUUUUGCUGAAAUCAUUUUUGCGUGAUAAAUUCGGGAUCUUUUCUCUGAUCUUGAUAUAUAGCCUGUAGAAUCGUAGUUUUGCAUUUGGAUAGGAUGUGUUUGUUCCAGAGUAUGAUUAAUUACUUCCCGGAGGAAGUACUGGAGCACGUGUUCGACUUUGUCACGUCCCAUCUAGACCGUAAUGCAGUGUCCUUAGUGUGUAAAUCGUGGUAUAGUGUUGAGAGGUUUAGCCGGGAUAGAGUUUUCAUCGGCAAUUGCUAUGCCGUGAACCCCGAGCGCCUGAUUGCUAGGUUCCCUAGGGUUAGGUCGUUGACUCUGAAGGGGAAGCCCCAUUUUGCGGAUUUCAAUCUGGUGCCUCGAGAUUGGGGCGGGUAUGUUUACCCUUGGAUCGUGGCCAUGGCAAAGAAUGGAAUAAAUCUGGAGGAGCUAAGGUUGAAAAGGAUGGUUGUGUCUGAUGAGAGCCUGGAGCUGCUUGCAAAGUCUUUCCCCAACUUUAAGUCUUUGGUCUUAGUUAGCUGUGAAGGGUUCUCCACUGAUGGCCUUGCCGCCAUUGCAUCUAACUGCAGGUUUCUUAGGGAGCUUGACCUGCAAGAAAACGAAGUUGAUGAACGCAAGGGCCAAUGGCUGAGCUGUUUUUCAGAAAAUUCCACCACAUCUCUCGUCACUUUAAAUUUUGCAUGCCUUAGAGGUGAUGUCAAUGUAACGGCUCUUGAGCGACUGGUAGCGAGAAGUCCCAACCUUAGGAGCCUCAGGAUGAAUCCAACGGUGCCUCUUGAUGCUCUUGAGAAGAUUCUAAUGCGAGCCCCUCAACUGAAUGAUCUUGGAACAGGUGCUUUUGUUCAUGACCCCGAUUCAGAGGCUUGCAGCAAAUUGAAAAACACCAUGAAGAAAUGCAGGUCGAUUAGAAGCUUGUCUGGAUUUCAGGACGUCAGCCCACGAUGUUUGCCUUGUGUAUAUCCUAUUUGCACGGACUUGACUUCGUUAAACUUGAGCUACGCACCAGGAAUCUAUAGCAAUGAACUCAUAAAGCUUAUAUCUCACUGCAAGAAAUUAGAGCGUCUAUGGAUAUUAGACACCAUUGAGGAUAAAGGGCUUGGUGUUGUGGGCUCCACAUGCAAAGAACUUGAAGAGCUUAGGGUUUUCCCAUCAGACUUGUACGGCGUGGGUUUUGCGGGCGUAACAGAAGAAGGGCUAGUUUCCAUAUCGUGCGGAUGCCCCAAGCUAAAUUCGAUACUCUACUUCUGUCAGCAAAUGACGAAUGCGGCCCUCAUCACGGUGGCUAAGAACUGCCCCAAUUUCAUCCGUUUUCGGCUAUGCACCCUAAACCCGACCAUACCAGAUGCAGUGACAAAUCUACCCCUGGACGAGGGUUUUGGGGCUAUUGUGCAGUCGUGCAAGGGUUUGAAGAGGCUAUCCAUCUCCGGGCUUCUAACUGAUAAGGUUUUCUUAUAUAUAGGAAUGUAUGCGGAGCAGCUUGAGAUGCUCUCCAUCGCCUUUGCUGGGGAAAGCGACAUGGGAAUGCGUUACGUGCUAAACGGGUGCAAAAAAAUAAAGAAGCUUGAAAUUAGGGACAGCCCUUUUGGUGAUUCGGCACUUGUAUCGAACGUGGGAAAGUACGAAACAAUGCGGUCCCUUUGGAUGUCGUCCUGUGAAGUGACAUUAGGGGCAUGCAAAACGCUUGCCCAGAAGAUGCCGAUGCUGAAUGUGGAAAUUAUUAAUGAAGGUGAAGAAGAGGUUGAGGAUAAGCAUAGGGUGGAGAAGAUGUACCUCUACCGGACCCUGGUUGGGCCUAGGAGGGAUGCCCCCCAUUUCGUUUCGACCUUGUAGCGAUUGGAUAUUAAAAUAUGUUUUCUUGCUUUUGUCUCAAGUUAAGGUGGUUGGAACUCUACGUCGUGUGUUGUUAAUAUAGACAACUUAGCUUAUUCAUGUUCAUCUAUGACACUCUAUGUUUCAGUAUUUGUUGUUGGUAUUGAGUUACGCUGGUAGAAGUAGUUCAUAGACUAUUUGUUGUAUUUUGUUCACUAAAAAUGUAUUUUACAUUGUAAUUCGUAUUCUCACAAUUCAUGUUUCUAAUUUAUUUCA
Molecule: messenger RNA, 2771 nt
Organism: Striga asiatica
Lineage: Eukaryota; Viridiplantae; Streptophyta; Magnoliopsida; Lamiales; Orobanchaceae
Source: the annotation of a GenBank genome assembly